CCUGUUGCUCUCACUAGCUAUGUCCUCGUUCUCAUGGUGAGAGCAGAUGCUGGAAGAGGUGGGGGACCAGAGCACAACACAAACUGCACAACAUAUUACUGAAGCAAAUGCGGUUCACAGCUGAUUGCUCAAAACAUGGAUUUAUGUUUCAACAGCUGCUGAAUGAUAAGAGCGGUGGCCUGGAAGAAAACUCAUGUUUUGCUUGCAUUAACUGGAUGUUAUUUGGACUUGUGAAUCAACCCCUCUCUCACCUUCCCAGGCACUUACAGAAGGGACCUCUAAACCCUUUAGCAGGAUGAACAAGACCAAGGGAGCUUUUGAAAGCCCAGAGUUUUGGAGCCCAGGUCACACACAGAGCACCCCCUUGAUCAGUGUGGCACCACCAUUUGCAUUUGGCCAGCAGCAUGGACAAAGCCCCGAAUGCAAUCAUUAUUGUGGCCCUCUUCAUCAUCAUGGUAUCUCUGGGGUGUACAAUGGAGAUAGCCAGGAUCACAGAUCACCUCAGGAAACCCAAAGGAGUGGCAAUUGGGGUAAUGGCCCAGCAUGGCAUCAUGCCCUUAACAGCAUUUGUGCUGGGCAAGCUCUUCCAGCUGGGGGCUACAGAAUCCCUGGCCAUCCUCAUCUGUGGCUGCUGCCCAGGGGGAAACCUCUCCAACAUCUUUAGUUUGGCACUGAGAGGGGACAUGAACCUCAGCAUUGUAAUGGCCACAUGUUCAAUGCUCCUGGCAAUUGAAUUAAUGCCUCUGCUUCUGCACCUUUACUCAGAAGGGUGAUAUGAGGGUGAUUUGGAGGGCAAGAUACCUUACAAAGGGAUAAUCACAUCCCUGGUGCUGAUGCUAAUCCCCUGUGCCAUCAGCAUCAUCUUGAAUGAGAAGAAACCACAGUACACUGGCUUUAUCAUCAAGGCAGGGAUGGUUCUGCUGCUAGUGUCAUCUGCUGCAAUAAUUGUUCUUUCUGUGGCCAGUAUGGGAAGCGGUGUAAUGGUUGUCUUCUCACUCCUCCUGGGAUCUUCUGCCUUGACGCCUUUUAUUGGAUUCCUGCUGGGCUAUGCUCUCUCUGCAGUCUUCAAGCUUAAUGGCUUAUGCAGGUGGACAGUGUGCAUGGAAACUGGCUUCCAAAACACUCAGCUUUGCUCUACUAUCCUCAAGGUUUCCUUUGCCCCAGAAAUCAUUGGCCCCCUGUAUUUCUUCCCGUACUCGCUGUUCCAGCUUGGAGAGGGACUUCUGCUUAUCCUGGUCUUUAGGACCUGUGACAGAAUAAAGAGAUCAAGUGGCAAGUACAGCUUUGCUCCUGAGGAGGAAGAAGAGGACAUAAUGGCCGAGUACUGCAGCUGA
Molecule: messenger RNA, 1334 nt
Organism: Pezoporus flaviventris
Lineage: Eukaryota; Metazoa; Chordata; Aves; Psittaciformes; Psittacidae
Gene: SLC10A1
Product: solute carrier family 10 member 1
Biological process (GO): bile acid and bile salt transport
Cellular component (GO): membrane
Molecular function (GO): bile acid:sodium symporter activity
Source: RefSeq, a predicted model, not a curated record